Molecule: messenger RNA, 989 nt
Organism: Emys orbicularis (European pond turtle)
Lineage: Eukaryota; Metazoa; Chordata; Testudines; Emydidae
Gene: LGALS3
Product: galectin 3
Exons: 6
Coding region: 65-859 (264 amino acids)
Biological process (GO): eosinophil chemotaxis; positive regulation of calcium ion import; positive chemotaxis
Cellular component (GO): immunological synapse; cytoplasm; nucleus
Molecular function (GO): laminin binding; carbohydrate binding; IgE binding
Source: RefSeq, a predicted model, not a curated record
ACAGAGACGUGCAGGCUUGACGGUCCCGAUACUCCUAAGGGAAGGGAAGCGACGCGAAAGGAAAAUGGCAGACGGUUUUUCUUUAUCUGAUGCUUUAGCUGGAGCCGGUAACACAAACCCAAAUGCUCCUCCAAACCAAGGCUGGCCUGCUGGUCCCUGGGGAAAUCAACCUGUUGGUCCGGGGGCGUAUCCUGGAGCGCCGGGAGCCUAUCCUGGAGCGCCGGGGGCGUAUCCUGGAGCGCCGGGAGCCUAUCCUGGAGCACCGGGGGCGUAUCCUGGAGCGCCGGGAGCCUAUCCUGGAGCGCCGGGGGCGUAUCCUGGAGCACCGGGGGCCUAUCCUGGAGCGCCGGGGGCCUAUCCUGGAGCGCCGGGGGCCUAUCCUGGAGCACCACCUGCCCCUGGACAACCCCCAAGUGGACCUGGAGCACCUCCUACUGCACCACAAAGAGUCCCCUUUGACCUGCCCUUGCAGACUGGCCUCGUGCCUCGCUUCUUGAUAACCAUCGUGGGGACAGUGAAUCCAAACCCCAGCAGAUUUUCACUGGAUUUCAAGAAAGGGCAUGACGUCGCCUUCCACUUUAAUCCCCGCUUCAACGAGGACAACAGACAAGUCAUUGUCUGUAAUUCACUGAUUCAGAAUAACUGGGGAAAGGAGGAGAGAACCGCUCCCAGGUUUCCAUUUGAAGCUGGCAAACCUUUUAAGAUCCACAUUCUGUGCGAGACGGAUCAUUUCAAGGUAGCGGUCAAUGAUGCUCACUUGCUGCAGUUCAGCUACCGGCUGAAGAACCUGAAUGAAAUCACCAAACUCAGCAUUGCUGGGGACAUCUCUCUCACCAGUGUUACACCUGCUAUGAUAUGAGUGGGGUUUUGUAGUGUAACCUUCACACCAAGAAACAUACUCUGGCCAUUUCUUGAAUAGCAGUUAACCUUAAAAAAAAAUAAAGAUUGCUGGCUUCAUUUAUCCUUUGUACAAUAAACUUAAUAAAAUA